UUUUUACUGUUCUAUUACCUACACAGCAUUAUUACUAUGUCUGGACGCGGCAAGCAGGGCGGCAAGGCUCGCGCCAAGGCCAAGACCCGCUCCUCCCGGGCCGGCCUGCAGUUCCCCGUGGGCCGCGUGCACCGGCUGCUCCGCAAGGGCAACUACUCGGAGCGCGUGGGCGCCGGCGCCCCGGUGUACCUGGCGGCCGUGCUGGAGUACCUGACGGCCGAGAUCCUGGAGCUGGCGGGCAACGCGGCCCGCGACAACAAGAAGACGCGCAUCAUCCCGCGCCACCUGCAGCUGGCCAUCCGCAACGACGAGGAGCUCAACAAGCUGCUGGGCCGCGUGACCAUCGCGCAGGGCGGCGUCCUGCCCAACAUCCAGGCCGUGCUGCUGCCCAAGAAGACCGAGAGCCACCACAAGGCCAAGGGGAAAUAAACAACAGAAUCUGUGGAAACUUCAAACCAAAAGGCUCUUUUCAGAGC
Messenger RNA from Mus caroli (Ryukyu mouse), 476 nucleotides. RefSeq names its product histone H2A type 1-B. Gene Ontology annotation, molecular function: protein heterodimerization activity; structural constituent of chromatin; DNA binding. Gene Ontology annotation, cellular component: nucleosome. The record is from RefSeq and is a predicted model, not a curated record. NCBI's taxonomy places the organism in Eukaryota, Metazoa, Chordata, Mammalia, Rodentia, Muridae.